GGGAUGUGGUAAUAAUGGGAAUUACGAUUCGGUAAUACACAAUUUUCCACUUAGAGUCAAAUUUCUACCAAUCCGGUAGGAAAUUAUUACCAAAACAAUACCAAGAAUAUGUAUAUGUAUGGGACUCUACCAGAUCUUUAAUAGUAUAUGUACAUAGAAUUGGUACUGAGACGGAACUGGUAAUAAAAUGUCACCCUCGUAUUUCAUCAUUCUUUUUGCGGGAUGCAUAUUGCACGCCUCGUCAAAUGAGAAUAAGCCUAUCACAACUUUCUUCUACUACCAUCGUGACUUCCCAAACGUCCCACUGACUUUGGAGCAGGUUCAGAAACGUCACGUGAAACCUGUCAAUGUUCUACUGUACUCGCAUGGAUUUAGCAGUGAAAGUUUGGAAAUUGCUGGGUCAAUUAAAAUUAAGAAUGAUGUCUUAAAAUAUCGGCUGGACAUUGAAGUUGUAAUCCUCGCAAACUGGUGUCAAGCAAGUUCUCAACCUGCCUAUAAAUAUCCUGAAGUUGUAGAAAGAACUGUCCCCCUAGUGGCACGCGAUAUCGUGCACGAACUCCACCAAUUAAAGCAAACCGUAGGAAUUCUGCUAGAAAAUGUGGAACUAGUCGGGCAUUGUUUAGGCGCUCACGUCCUCGGAAAAGCCGCCCGCCACAUGAAACACCUCGGUUAUGGGAUCAUCCGGCAAAUAGUCGGACUGGACCCGGCCGGUCCAAACUUUAGAGAAUUAUCGCAUUACGACGGCCUUAUGAAAGGGGACGCCAAACUGGUCUACGUCAUCCACACCGACGAUUUUCUCGGGAUCUUCAGAGACAUCGGGGACAUCGACAUUUAUCCGUACAAGUUCGACGAAUUUAGGAGAUGCGAACGAUCCGCCAUGGUCUCUAAGUGUUUGCACAGUUUGGCCAAAGAUUUAUUCAGCAUGAUGCUCCUAGGUGUCGUAAUUGUGGACAAAGAGGAUCCAAAGAGGGGAAAAGAACGUGUCGUAAAUCCAGUAUAUCGAUACCCCACGCAAGUCACGAUUCUUGUUUUGGAUGUUUCUCCAAGUAUGAAGGAACACGGCAGGAUGGACAGCAUGAUUUACGCGGCGAAUCAAUUAGUUACCCAACUUCCUAUCAAUAGUACCGUGGCUGUUAUUAUUUUUGGAGGACAUGCCGAAAUCAGUAAAGGUUUAACAAUGAUAAGGGAUGAGUCCGUACGAGCCGCGGUUCUAGCAGCCUUACCAAAACGAAAUACUGAUAUAGGAUGGACAUCCAUCGGCGCAGGGUUACGAGCGGCAAUUAGUCUCCCCUUCGUGGCAGAAUCAUGCCCAGACAUUCAUCUUAUCACGGACGGGGAAGAGAACAAAGCACCCUGGAGACGCGAAGUGCAAAUCCCGCCAUGUACCAGAGUAAAUCCUAUCGGCCUCGGCGGUCAGGCUGACCCCGGACUGGAACAACUUGCCCGGGAGACGAACGGUCGAAUGACGUCGGUCAGUGAUGUCAACAGUUUGACCAGGUUGGGUGACGCAUUAACGGAUGCGACAUAUAUCGAUGCCGAUCCGAGUGUCAGACCGAUGAGGGUUUUCGGGGAUGAAAUUGCCGUUUCAGAACUUGAGAAAAUCCAGUUCCUGAUUGACCAAGACAUCGGAAAAAAUUUGCGUCUGGUUGUAAACAGUCCAAAUAUUGACAACCUAAAACUAUCCCCGAUUUUAAUCUCACCGGAGGGGACGCUUUAUGACAGUAAAGAUUUCACCAAGAACUUUCAAUCUUUCAUAUUCCAACAAGAAACAGUUCCCAGCGGGAAGUGGGCGUUUGGAUUUGCUCCACCACAAAAUGGCCGAAGAAAAAGAGCUGCCAAUCCUGCUAAGGGAUCUCUGACUGUAACUUCGCUACAGCGAGAGAAUGCCCACGCAAUCAUUUUGGACGGAAUGUUAAGCAACAGUUCGAUAAAUUAUGGGGAUGAUUUAUCCGCCAAAAGACCAAUCACGAUUAACGCGAGGAUUCGGAAAGGUCGAGAUUUUGUUCUGGGUGUGGGAGUUGAAGCGAUAGUGACAGCACCGGAUGGAAAGAUUUUGACCACUUUAGAUUUACUGGAUAAUGGCCUUGGUGCCGAUGAAGAUGUAAAUGACGGAGUUUACGCUCGUUUCUUAUCGAUCCCCUUGACGCCUGGGUUAAGGUAUGAGGUCACCGUCAAGGCGGCGUGUAACGAAUCGUGUCAACUAAGAGGGAAGGAAAGCUAUUCAUUUGUCCCCAUGAGUACGAAGGAAGUGGAAAGAUUGCCGGAGCUGUAUUCAUUUCGGAGACAAAUUAACGCUGGAUCAAUUAAGGCGGAAGGCAAUUUUCGGACCCCGUUACCAAGUCGUAUCCAAAAUUUGGAAGUUGUUACGGUGGAUUAUGCGAAAAGAUUGGUCCAUCUCGAGUGGAAUGCGGGCGGAGGUGUGGCAGAUACUGGAACUGCUAGCAACCUGGAGUUAAGGGCGACAUGGAAUUAUUCCAGGAUUGUUAGCCUGAAGGGACAAAGUGACGAUGACGACGGUACGGACGGUGAUGUAUUUACGUUUACGGCAGACACUUCCGCCAUCCUGGAUGGAGGACUCACUCCAAUACAAGUUGGAGAAAGGCAGAUGGUCACCCUGGAAGUUCCGGAAGACCUCUGGGAGAAGUCCGGCAGCGGUCAAGAUAUUUAUUUCAUAAUGAGGGCAGCAAAUGAACACUUGGAGUGGGGAGAAGACUCCAAUAUUGCAUCUAUUCCGACAAAGCAGCUCGAAGAUGCUCAUGGCUUGGUUUGGCCUUAUGUAGCGGCUGGGAUUGGUCUUCUCAUUGUCAUUGUAGUAGGGAUUGCAGGUUGUUAUUGGAAAGUUAUUAGACCAAGAUACCAGCCGGUUCCGGUGGUUGGUUACCAGCUUUAACGGUGUCUUAAUUCUGUAAUCCCGAUAAAUGAAUAAAAUAAUAUAUUAUACGUCCAAAA
Folsomia candida is the source of this 2949-nucleotide messenger RNA. Its product is annotated as calcium-activated chloride channel regulator 1. Gene Ontology annotation, molecular function: lipase activity. The record is from RefSeq and is a predicted model, not a curated record. The coding region runs from base 188 to 2890 and encodes 900 amino acids. The transcript has 10 exons. NCBI's taxonomy places the organism in Eukaryota, Metazoa, Arthropoda, Collembola, Entomobryomorpha, Isotomidae.